Ectocarpus siliculosus is the source of this 2772-nucleotide messenger RNA. Lineage: Eukaryota; Phaeophyceae; Ectocarpales; Ectocarpaceae. The record is from the annotation of a GenBank genome assembly.
AUGGCUGAGCCCACGACCAAGAAGCAGAAGGUACUCACGCAGUACGAGCAGCUGGCCGAGGUGACCAAGAUUGUGGCCGACACCGGAGAGAUCGCCCAGAUCAAGAAAUUUGCCCCGACAGACGCUACGACCAACCCGUCCCUCCUGUACAAGGCAUCGUCUGCCCCUGAGCACCAGGACCUCGUGAACGAUGCCCUCGCCUACGGGAAAGCUCUCAAAGACGUCACCGACGACGAGCGAGUGGCAAAGACCAUGGACAAGCUCAGCGUCAACUUCGGCGUGGAGAUCCUCACGCUGGUCAAGGGCUACGUCUCAACGGAGGUAGACGCUAGGCUGAGCUUCGACACGGAGGCCACCCUGGCGAGGGCGCGCAACAUCAUUUCGCUCUACGAGGCCGCGGGAGUCGACAAGUCUCGCAUUCUCAUCAAGAUCGCCAGCACGUGGGAGGGUAUCAAGGCGUGCGAGGUCCUCCAGAAGGAAGGCAUCACCUGCAACAUGACCCUCCUCUUCGCGCUGCCCCAGGCGGCGGCCUGCGCCGAGGCGGGUGCCACCCUCAUCUCCCCCUUCGUCGGACGCAUCCUGGACUACCACAAGAAGAAGACCGGGAACUCGUACCCGGACGCGUGGCAGGACCCGGGCUGCAUCAGCGUGUCGGAGAUCUACGGGUACUACAAGAAGCACGGCUACGGCACGAUCGUCAUGGGGGCCAGCUUCCGGAGCAAGGACGAGGUGCUGCAGCUGGCGGGCUGCGACCGGCUCACCAUCGCUCCCAAGUUCCUCGCGGAGCUGCAAGAGAGCAACGGCGAGGUGGUGCAGCACCUCGAGGCUUCGGCUUCAGCCGCGGCGUGCACGCUUGACAAGCUGCCGUCCAGCGAAUCGGCGUUCCGCCUGGCGAUGAACGACGACCCCAUGGCCACCUCUAAGCUGGCCGAGGGGAUCCGCGGCUUCUCCGCCGACCUGGUCAAGCUGGAGGCCACCGUCCGCGACCGCCUCGGCGUCACCCCAUCCCCGACUCCCGGCCCGGCCUGGGCCCCGCCUGCCGCCGCCGCCGCGGCGGCCAACGGAGACGGCGUAACUAACGGUAACGGUAACGGUGGCGGUGGCGAUAAGACGGAGUUCGACCAGCUGGCGGAGGUGACGACGAUCGUGGCGGACUCGGGAGAGAUCGAGGCAAUCCGCAAGUACAAGCCCACGGAUGCCACGACCAACCCGUCCCUCAUCUACGCGGCGGCGCAGAUGCCGGCGUACCAGGGCUUCGUGGACGACGCCGUGAAGCACGCGCUCGGCCUCCAAGGCUCGCCGAAGGAGCGAGUGGAGGCGGCCAUGGACAAGCUGUCUGUGAACUUCGGGCUGGAGAUCCUCAAGAUCGUCCCUGGGUACGUUUCCACGGAGGUUGACGCUAGGCUCAGCUACGACACGGAGGCUACGGUGGCUAAGGGCAGGAGCAUCGUGGCGCUCUACAAGGCCGCCGGGAUCGACAAGUCCCGCGUUUUGAUCAAGAUCGCCAGCACGUGGGAGGGCAUCAGAGCGUGCGAAAUCCUGCAGAAGGAGGGCAUCUCCUGCAACAUGACCCUGCUCUUCUGCAUGGCUCAGGCCGUCGCGUGCGCAGAGGCGGGGGCGACGCUUAUCUCCCCGUUCGUGGGUCGCAUCACGGACUGGUACAAGGCGGACACCGGUCGAUCGGGGUACGCGGCGGAGGAAGACCCGGGCUGCCUCAGCGUGUCGGAGAUCUUCGGGUACUACAAGAAGCACGGGCACGGCACGAUCGUCAUGGGGGCAAGCUUCCGGAACAAGGGGCAGAUCCUGCAGCUGGCGGGCUGCGACCGGCUCACCAUCGCUCCCAAGUUCCUAGAGGAGCUCAAGAGCGGGACAGAGAAGGUGGAGCGCAAACUGGAGCCGGAGACAGCCUCGACGGCAUACAGCGGGGGGCGCUACCCGGCAGACUUGAAGUCUUUCCGGCUCAAGCUGAACGAGAAUGCCAUGGCGACAGAGAAGUUGGCGGAGGGAAUCGCCUCCUUCUCCCAGGCCAUCGUUAAGGUGGAAAAGAUCAUCACCGACAAGAUCGCCGCGGCGUCGACCUGAGGCGGGAUCGAGGGCAGCACCACGCCUAUGCUAUGUAGCGCCGCUUGCUAUGCUUUCAAUACGUACGAUGGCUUUACCAGGAAGUCUUCUGCUGUAGGUGGCAUAUUUUGUUGCCAAGGAAAUAAAUCAAUGCCGUUCGUGCUUUCGCUGGUCUUCGCUCUGUAGGCAUUGUAAGCCUCACAAAUAUGAACGUUUAUUCGUUGUCCAGGACGCAUCUUCGGCAGAAAGUCUUGCAAGGGCAAGGCAACCACCCGAGAUGUGAGGCGUUGGUACCCUUUAACUGCCCGGGGUACUAUCGAUGGGGGUAGGCGAAGGGGUCGGAUUGCCACCAACACAUGUGUAUGAGCGCCAUGUUUGAUAUCGGUCGAGCGGGGGCGGGGUCGUCGGAAUGGCCCCAGUGCGUGUGUACGUGUCUGUAAGAGUAGCCUAUUUCCGACAGCACAUGUUGGUGAAUAGUUGCCGUUCGGCGACAUAGAGAAGUAAGAGCGUGCUACGGCCUUGACAUCGUUGGUAUCACGACGUUUCGCGUAGAAAAUGAGUUUCUUUCUCUUGAGGUUGGGCCGUCAUUUCGAGGUGUGUGUUUGGUACGUCUGCCAUCACUGGGGGUGAUGGGUAGAAACUAACGCAGCGGCUUGUAUCAUCUGUGUAUAGACGGGAUUGUCGGAAAUGAAUUCGAAUUGCUUGCUCGAA